CUUAGGGCUCCCCCUGUCACUGCCUGUCUCCAGUGCCCCCUGCACCGCCCCCGCAGCUUCCAGACUGCCAGCUCCCCAGGGAGCCCAGGGGCAUGAACGGCUACGGCUCCCCAUACCUGUACAUGGGCGGCCCCGUAUCGCAGCCGCCGCGGGCGCCCCUGCAGCGCACGCCCAAGUGCGCCCGCUGCCGCAACCACGGCGUGCUCUCCUGGCUCAAGGGCCACAAGCGCUACUGCCGCUUCAAGGACUGCACCUGCGAGAAGUGCAUCCUCAUCAUCGAGAGGCAGCGGGUCAUGGCCGCGCAGGUGGCGCUCCGCCGGCAGCAGGCCAACGAGAGCCUGGAGAGCCUCAUCCCGGACUCGCUUCGGGCCCUCCCCGGUCCCCCGCCCCCACCGCCCGGCGACAGCGGCUCGGCCCCCCAGCAGCAGCCGCUGCCGCCGCCUCAACAACAGCCUCAGCCUCCGCAGCAGCCGCCGCCGCCGCCGCCCCGUCCAGCGGAGCUGGCCGCAGCCGCUGCCGCCCUGCGCUGGGCCUCCGAGCCGCAGCCCGGGUCGGGACUGCAGGGGCAGCCCUCCAAGGCAGAUAUGACUGAAGAGCGCCUAGGAGACAGCAGUGCAGCCGACAGUACCGAGGUCUACAGUGACAAAGACGCAGACCAGAGGAGCUCCCCAGAUGUGACAAAAAGUAAAAAUUGCUUCACCCCAGAGAGCCCAGAAAUCGUGUCAGUGGAUGAAGGUGGCUAUGCCAUUCAGAAAAAUGGCAGCACCACUGAGAGCCGGCCUGAUAGUCCCAAGUACCAUUCUGAGCAAAAUCACCUCCUGAUUGAAGGUCCAUCGGGAACUGUUUCUCUGCCGUUUAGCCUGAAAGCCAACAGGCCGCCCUUGGAAGUGUUAAAAAAAAUAUUCCCCAACCAGAAGCCAACGGUGCUUGAGCUGAUUCUGAAGGGCUGCGGGGGCGACCUAGUGAGUGCGGUCGAGGUCCUCUUAUCCAGCAGGUCAUCAGUCACUGGAGGGGACCGAACUUCUGCUGAAUCGGAAAGUCUUGUUUUGCCUUCCAACGGGCACAUUUUUGAGCACACGUUGAGUUCCUACCCCAUCUCCUCUUCCAAGUGGUCUGUGGGGUCUGCCUUUAGAGUUCCUGACACACUGAGGUUUUCCACCGAUUCUAGCAAUGUAGUGCCCAAUCCUUUGGCGGUCCCCUUGCAGCACCCCUUUCCCCAGCCGCCCCGGUACCCCUUGAUGCUGAGGAAUACUUUGGCAAGAAAUCAGUCCAGCCCCUUUUUGCCCAAUGAUGUCACCUUGUGGAAUACCAUGACUCUGCAGCAACAAUACCAGCUGAGGUCCCAGUACGUCAGUCCUUUCUCCAGUAACUCUACCAGUGUCUUCCGGAGUUCGCCUGUCCUCCCCACUCGCACGCCUGAAGAUCCUCGGAUCUCAGUCCCCGAUGAUGGAUGUCCGAUUGUGUCAAAGCAGCCUAUUUACACAGAGGAUGACUAUGAUGAAAGGUCUGAUUCCUCAGACUCUAGAAUACUCAAUACGUCCUCCUAAAGUGGUGCCUGACAGGUGAUUAACUAAAUGGUAUUUACAGUGCGUUUGAACUCUUGGGCGCCAGGAAGAGGGAAGCAUACUGUCCAACGCUCCUUUAAUUAUGUGACUUUGCUUGAUACUAUACCUUAGCAAUAAAAACAUAAUUUAUUUAAUUUCUUGCACUUCACUGGAAAAUGCCAAAAAGCUAUGUUCUGUGGCUUUAGUGCUAUAUGUUGAUUGUAAAGGAGAUUCUAAUGCUAAGUAAGAAUAGGCAUGGGAAAGCUGGGACUGUGGAAGAUUUAGAGUGGGAUGGAAAAGUCCCUUUCCCCUUAACUCAGACAACCUGGAAUGUUAAAUUAAAUAAUAUACUUGAAUGCAAUUUUGUAAGAGAGGAUUCCUCAGGACAUAAGGCACGGAAAGAAAGUGGUUCAGUCACAAAUGGACUUAACAGGAACAUUAUAUUCUUAUGCUAAAAAUCAUUCUUGCUUUUAAAAGAGAGACUGCACUUGAGAAUAGAGUUAACUGCUUAUGUGCUAAUUUAAGCUUUGGACACUUUUUAGAGACAAACACUAUUAAGAAUUAUUCUUUUCACAUGGCUAGAUCAAAACAUGUGUAAUGUCGAUGUAAAACCAAUUAAAGCUGUGGAUUGCAUGAACUGUAUUGUGAAAUGAACACAAGAUUAAGCAUUGUCAGGUUAAUGUAGCAUGCUAAGGACUCUAGAAAAAAUAAACUAAGGAGAUGA
Molecule: messenger RNA, 2268 nt
Organism: Phascolarctos cinereus (koala)
Lineage: Eukaryota; Metazoa; Chordata; Mammalia; Diprotodontia; Phascolarctidae
Gene: DMRT3
Product: doublesex and mab-3 related transcription factor 3
Biological process (GO): male sex differentiation; regulation of transcription by RNA polymerase II
Cellular component (GO): nucleus
Molecular function (GO): DNA-binding transcription factor activity, RNA polymerase II-specific; RNA polymerase II cis-regulatory region sequence-specific DNA binding; protein binding
Source: RefSeq, a predicted model, not a curated record